Molecule: messenger RNA, 2418 nt
Organism: Folsomia candida
Lineage: Eukaryota; Metazoa; Arthropoda; Collembola; Entomobryomorpha; Isotomidae
Exons: 3
Coding region: 76-603 (175 amino acids)
Source: RefSeq, a predicted model, not a curated record
AACUUCCAUGCGCUGCAUGGUCGAAGAUGGAAAAAAUAGAAUAAGGACAAGAAGAAAAUUCUACAAAUUUGUGACAUGUUUCUCCGCGUGGCAGUAGAGAAUUUUGUACCAGCCGAGAACGAGGUUCAAGUAAAAGUAGAGGAAGAUGACGUUGGCUCCCUCGGCGACCAAUUCGUGGACGAUGAGCCCGAUUCAUACACCCAAACAAGUGUCUACCAAACAAAAGACGAAGAUUUGCUGCGUGAGGAGGAUGACACUGCCUUCUGUAUUAUUCCUUGUCCCGAUAAUAAAUCGCCAAAUAGCCAUGAAAAGUCCCGCACUGCGAAACGCGAAAUACUAGAAGAGUCUCGUUCUCCACCAAAUACAAUUAUGAAACAGAACAAGCUGCAGCCCGAUAAACCGGAAGCGUCGGCGCCACGGUUCUCACCCCGCAUCAAAAACCAAACCGCUCCACCCACACGUGUCUUUUCCCCAAAACAGAUAACAUCCAAUCCAAUGUCAAAUUCGGAAUCUUCAGAAGAAGACGACGAUACCAAGUCAACCCCUGAUGAUGAUAAAGAUUGGGCUCCAAAAAUUGACCACGUCGACUCCAUCGACUUCUGACCCCAUGCGCCCUCACAAAUGCACCAAGUGUGCCAAACAUUUCACGAACAAAAUUUCCCUUUUUCGCCAUACCACCCGCUCCCACAGUCUUCCCUGCAUCGCGGCGUCCUGCACAGCCACGUUUCGUUCCGUAAGAGAGCGAACCAUGGCUGGAAAACUGGCCAAAGUGUACUACCGGCACGCAGUACAGCCACGUGGCGACGCAGUACACCUCGGGUUCUAAUCUCGGCUGGGGUGCUAUUUUUGUAUAAUUUCAACUUUUUUUGCGAAAAAAUUACAUGAACUAUUUGCUUUGACCCUCGCUCGAAAUAUAUAUUCUCAGAAUUUUAAAAUUCAGCCCCACCCACCCGAAAUCAAGGUCACAAGGUCAAAAAACAAGUAACAUUUCUGUGUGGAAGCACAAAAAUCGAGUUGCAUGGCGAAAAAAUACCUCGACCCCCUGGGCACUCUGAGCAAUGUUCAAAGGGUCGGGUGCCCCACCCUCGGUGGGUGUGGUCCUCGGCGAUUUUUCGAAUUCAAAGAAACCAUGUCAUAUGAUAUAUCAUUUUUCUCAGGACGAUGAGGAGAUUUCCACUGACCUACUAUAAUUUUAAAACCGCACCCCCAGUGGGUGUGGCCAUCUGCAACUAUUCGAUUUUGGCACAUCCAUGUCAUGUAAUACAUCAUUUUUCUCAGUUCAACGAGGGGAUCUCGACAGUAAUUAAAAUUCGGAAAUCACACCCCCAAUGGGCGUGGUUCUCAAAAACUUUUAGAUUUUAAUAAAACCAUGUCAUAUUAUAUAUCCUUCUUCUGAGGAAGAGGAGGACAUUUUAACUGACUUACUAUCAAUUUAAAACCGCACCCCCAGUAGAGGUGAGCCGGGCCUGGACUUUUCAAAGCCCGGCCCGCCCAAGCCCGGUUGAAAAGCCCAGGCCCGCCCAGGCCCGGAAAAAUUGAGCCCAGGCCCGCCCAAGCCCAUUGGGCUUUUUGUGAAAAAAGCCCGCCCAGGCCCAGGCCCACUGGGCUACCCAAUGGGCUUUUUUUAAAGGCUAGGUUUAGAUGAACGGUUACCAAAAAUACCUAGCACUCAAGAUAGUUAUUGAAGGGCACCCUAAAAUUUGGAAGAUUACAUUACUUAUCAAGAUGAAGGUAAAAAUUAAACCACCUGAAUUAAAACGUCCUGAAAGAGUUGCAACUUUUAAUUGAUUACAGUAAAAUAGCUGUGUCAGGCUGUGUAGUAUCUGGGACUAAUUUCAAAUUCCUUAAGUGUAAAAUUUUUUGAAUAUAUAUCAAGAAGUUUUUGCUGUGGUUUUAGCAUAGGCAAUAAGGAUAUGUAAAUAAAAAAAGAUAUGUACAUACGUAUGUAUGUAUGUAUGUAUAUUUAUAUAAUGUAAAUUAAAUUAUGUAAUGAUCACAGAAAGAAACAAGUACAUAACUCUGUUGUACAAGAAAAUAACUGGUGAAUUGAAAAAAACAUCAAGAAGUCCAUAUGUAGUUCUACCGGUGUGCUACAAUUUUGAACAGUGUCCCAUUCACCCCCAAAAAAAUAUGAGAUGGGCUUGGGCUUUUCCUAAAAAGCCCAAGCCCGGCUGGGCAAAAGCCCGCCCAGGCCCGGCCCAACUAAAUUUGGUUCCUCAAAAGCCCAGGCCCGCCCAAGCCCGGUUCGUGGCAGGCCCGCCCGCCCAAAGCCCAAUGGGCCUGGGCGGGCCCGGGCUAGCCCACUUAAAGCCCAGGCCCGGCUCACUUCUAACCCCCAGUAGGUGUGGUCAUCUGCGACUUUUCGAAUUUGGCACAUCCAUGUCAUGUGACAUUAAUUUUGUCAGCUCCCUCAGGGGA